CGCUCCUUUAAAUAGUGCUUGAUUUACAAAAUGAAUUUCUUUUGUUCACCAUAAUCAAAAUGGUUGUAGAAAGUUCACACCUAGACUCAAUCAACAGCUAACUGAUGUCUAAACAAACCAAUUCAACAAACCGACUUUAAAGUAUAACUCAGUUUCAUACUGUUUCACUAGGCGUUUAACAAAAAAUAUUUGGCAGACCCUGCCACUCUCUCCUGGGGACCUUAUUCUCUGUCUGAGAACAGCUUGUUCAUUCAGUUCUGGAAACAUUAAACAUGUCUGUGUCUGUAUUAUUGCCUCACAUAUCACCUCAAAAUAUUUAAAGCGUUUGAAUUUCUUGUCCAAAAACUGCAUAAUGCCCCUUUUAAGGAGCUGCUGCUUUAAAUGCAAUAACUGAUGUUUUUUUUUAAUUUUUCGUGUAAAGUAUUUUUGAUUCAAUGGCACCGAGAAAAUGGCUUAAAGGGAGAGUUCAAACUUUGCACAGCUGCACGAGAACCCAAGUGUUUGACAGUCAAUCAAAUGUCCCCAUAUAAACGCGCAGAUCGCCUAAUUAACCGCUUUUUCAAGUCAAAUCUGUCAUGUCACUAAAAACAACAUCAAAAAUAUUCCAGAAAACUUCUGACGCAGGUGUGUCGUUUAUCUCACGCGCGCCUUAUCUCCAGCCUAUCACAGCCGACCUCUCCUUCAGGGCGGGGGCAGCCGUGGCGCGGUUAAAUAGACCCCCCUGGGCUUCGAGUGGAAUCCAUAUUCACCUUAUAUAUUUUUUUUCGUCUCGCCAAGCGAAAAAACAAACAAGAGUCACCAUGGUCGAGUGGACCGAGCAGGAGCGCACCACCAUCGCCAACAUCUUCGCCAACCUGAACUAUGAGGACGUCGGCCCCAAGGCUCUGUGCAGGUGUCUGAUCGUCUACCCCUGGACCCAGAGGUACUUCGGCGCCUUCGGCAACCUCUACAACGCCGAGGCCAUCCUGAGCAACCCGAACAUCGCGGCCCACGGCAUCACGGUGCUGCACGGACUGGACCGGGCCGUGAAGAACAUGGACAACAUCAAGGCCACCUACGCCGAGCUGAGCGUGCUGCACUCCGAGAAGCUGCACGUCGACCCCGACAACUUCAAACUGCUCUCUGACUGCCUGACCAUCGUCAUCGCUGCCAAGUUGGGCAAAGACUUCACCGCUGACACCCAGGCCACCUUCCAGAAGUUCCUGGCCGUGGUGGUGUCUGCUCUGGGAAGGCAGUACCACUAAAGCACCCGGACACACGAAGGAGCUCGCACCUCUGUUUUAAGUGUCUCCUCCAUAAGAAAAUAAAAAUAAAGGGCCACUGAAGCAAA
Messenger RNA from Acanthopagrus latus (yellowfin seabream), 1330 nucleotides. Its product is annotated as hemoglobin subunit beta-1-like. The transcript is spliced from 3 exons. The record is from RefSeq and is a predicted model, not a curated record. Gene Ontology annotation, molecular function: heme binding; organic acid binding; oxygen binding. The coding region runs from base 576 to 1244 and encodes 222 amino acids. Gene Ontology annotation, cellular component: hemoglobin complex; blood microparticle; haptoglobin-hemoglobin complex. Lineage: Eukaryota; Metazoa; Chordata; Actinopteri; Spariformes; Sparidae. Gene Ontology annotation, biological process: oxygen transport; hydrogen peroxide catabolic process.